AUGACAGUUAACACCAAGAAUUACACGAUUCAGGCCGAGGCUGACCGCAUUUUUAAGUCGAUAGUCUCUGACGAGCGCCUCCACGUGCCCCUGGAAGCCAAGGAGUUCGCCUCUAGAGUCAAAUUCACGGGCACCGAGACGCAGCCAUUCUACCCUGUACCGUUCAAAUGCGCCGAAACGCAGGCAGCUGUUCUUGGCUAUAUUGGAAUCUUGGCUGCCGCCAUCUCCAAGGAGCGUUUCAACCUGGAUCAAGAUAUCUCGAUUGAUGUUCCGGGAUCCAUUCUAGCCGGCCUGGGUGCCCUGUUUAUGAGAUCCGAAGACGCAUGGCUGACCUCCUCUGACAAGAUGGUGUCUGCUGUCAAGCGGUGGGAUCACGGUAAGACCCGUGAGCUCUACCGUCAGCUCGGAACAAACAUCUACAAGACCAAGGUACUCACUCCAUGGCAACAUGGACCCAACGCCGCUCCUCACCAUGCUGGACCUUCCUCAGCACGAUGA
This is a messenger RNA of Fusarium poae, 498 nucleotides long. RefSeq lists its product as uncharacterized. The transcript has 2 exons. NCBI's taxonomy places the organism in Eukaryota, Fungi, Ascomycota, Sordariomycetes, Hypocreales, Nectriaceae. Bases 1 to 498 code for a protein of 165 amino acids. The record is from RefSeq and is a predicted model, not a curated record.